Chondrus crispus (carragheen) is the source of this 351-nucleotide messenger RNA. RefSeq lists its product as hypothetical. The transcript has a single exon. Lineage: Eukaryota; Rhodophyta; Florideophyceae; Gigartinales; Gigartinaceae. The record is from RefSeq and is a predicted model, not a curated record. Bases 1 to 351 code for a protein of 116 amino acids.
AUGUUCACUGACGUGCUUUCACAUUUGUUACCGAAAGCAACGCUGGGUAUUCACGAAACGUUGCGCGAAAUAGUUGAGAGGGUUGCUCCAGAAGAGCUGGAGAAGACUCUGAUCUCUGAUGCCAGCGGGGAGACUUUUGAGCAUGCAAACGAUACGAGGGAGAUAACCUUUUCGUACGUCUGCCCGUAUUCGAUAAAGGAGGGCAAGGACUGCGACCGCGUCGUUCUCAGACCUUCAGCAUUCAAGAAAUAUGUCUGCGAUUGGAUCGGAGAUGUGUGCGAUGGCUUGGUGGGCGUUAGCGAGCUCACGUCUUCCCAGUUUGAUCCGAUAAGUUUCGACGGCGAGGGGUAG